AGUCAGAUCACAGUUGUGCGUGUGUUUUAGUCUCAGUAAACAAGCUGAUAGUGAACAAACGGGAGGACGUUAACAAGGACACACAGGUAAUUACACCACCUCCACCACCUCCACCUCCUCCUCAACCUCCUCCACCUCCUCUAGUCUCCGGCAGCAGAGAUGGGUUUGGAGCGGAAGGUGGACGCCCCGGUCUACGACCUGUCUCUGAUCAGAGGGAUCUGGGAGGUCCGAGUGAAGAAAUACAGACAGAGACAGAAGAAGGAGCAGGACAGGAUCGAGAACAGCGCCCUCACCAGGAUCAACCAGCAGUGGCAGUAUCGGAUCUACUGUAAGACGCUGAAGACCACCGAACUGAACCUGCUGCACCAUUACCUGGAGAGAUCUACCCUGACGCAUAUACAGUCGUACCCAGAAGACCAGACGAGCCCGGACCAGCAGCAGGACCAGGAAGUCCAGCAGGAUCAGAAGGAUCCAGAUCAGGACAAACUGAUCUUCCAGCUGGAUGGAGAGGAUGUGACGCAAUUCCCCAGGGAGCUGCAGUGGAUGACCUACCUGAAGGAGAUGCACGUCAGGGGGACAAAGAUCUGGCAGCUGCCUGACUACCUGGGUCUGUUCACCCAGCUCACCGUGCUCGACAUCCCCAAAAACGCCAUCGCCGAGCUGCCGCCUGAGAUCGGUAAACUGACAGCGUUGAGGGAGUUGAACGUCAGCUACAACCAUCUGUCCAAAGUCCCUCCGGAGCUCGGAAAGUGCGAGAACCUGGAGAGACUGGAACUGGCAGGAAACCACAACCUGUCGGAGCUGCCGUUUGAGCUGAGCGGCCUGAAGCAGCUGGUUCACCUGGACAUCGCGGAGAACAGGUUUGUGUCGAUCCCCAUCUGUGCUCUGAGGAUGAGCAGCCUGCAGCUGUUGGACCUGAGCCACAACAGACUGACCGACCUACCACAGGACAUGGACAGGUUGGAGCAGCUGGUCACGUUGUUCGUCCAUAAGAACAACAUGUCCUACCUCCCGCAGUGUCUCGUCAACAUCUCCACGCUCCAGAUGAUCGUCGUCAGCGGCGACGAGCUCACCUGCGUCCCCACCAAACUGUACAGCGACCCCGACAUCAAGUUUAUUCGACUGUACGAAAACCCCACGAGUGCGGAGAAGAAGAAAGAGGAGGAGGAGAAGAAAGAGAAGAGCAAGAAGAAGAGGUGGAGAGAGCAGAGAGAGGAGGUGGUGAAGAAGGACAGCAGAGAGAAAGAGUUCAUGGAGACGUACAUCAGCACGCUGAAGGACAGAGACACCGUCCCCUACUCCACCACCAAGGUCUCCAUCUCCUGCCUGCUGUGAGGAGGAGGAGGAGGAGGAUAAAGAAGAUUAAGCUGAUAGUCUGGCACCAUGUGAGUGACUGAAAGAUGAUCCGCUACAGCGCUUUUAAGAACAAAAAAGGUCAAACAGAGUCAAGCCGUCGAGGUAAAAAGGUGAAAUCAUUAGGUAACUCAAGGUGUUGACUUUCUGAAUUCAAACAUAAAUUUAAAACACUAAUUUAAAUUUAUGACAAGUCAAAAUCUUGAUUUGCUGAGUCAAAACAACAUUUUAAAAAGUGGAUAAAAUAAAAGUAAAUAAAAAUGAAUACGUUAAAACAAUGUAGAGAUGAUGAGGUUUGACAGAGAUCAGACUUAUUUUCACCAUCUAUUGUGAUUAUUGUCAUAAGUCGUCAUGGUGACUUUGGAUUUUUAACAUUUCAUGUAGUUUUUUCUUUUAGCAGGAAUGAACUUCCACAUUUUUAAGCUAAGGUUCGAUUGACUGAAGGUUUUGUUUUCCAAACAUCGUAAUAGUGAAUUUAUUAUUUCACGGCUUCCUGCUGCCUGAGUCACUGAAUCUUUUUUUUUUUUUUUUAAUUUACGUUUUAUUUUUGAGAAGCAAAAAUUCAUCAAAAACUCACUUUUCAUUCCAAAAUCAGAUUUCCAACAUUUAAACAGUCUGACAUCAGCUCGGACAUUAGAGCUUCAUUCUCAGCCGUUUUCACAAACUGUCCCAUUUCACACAUUUUACAAUUGAAUAUUUUUUAGAUAUUGAUCUUUGAAUUUCAGGUAUUUGAGAGAAACCUCUCUCACUCAGGGGGAUUCAAGCCAAAGCCAUGUUCAGUUUAGUGGGAGUUUAUCCUCAGUCUUUGCAGUGAGUCACUUUUUCUCUGACUUGCUUUAGUUUUCCUCUAAAGCAACAGACACUCGGGAUAAACUGGAUUUAUCAGUUCAGAGCGUAAAAGUUGUGACCGAGGAGAGAAAAGGCUGAACAUCAGAAAUAUGAAAGAUUUUUUUUAAACUGGAAUGAGUCUAAUUUUUUGAUUUAUAGGUUCAACGGUGUGUUAAGUCUAGCGAUUUGAUAUGUUUCAUGUACUAUAUAUAAUUAUUAGACAGUUUGUGAAGUUGUACAUUUUAUUGAGCUGCAACUAAAAACAAAACGUCAAUAGCCCGUGUUCAGAUCUAUUUUUAAAAAUAAAUCAUAUUUGAAUAAUUUCUAGCUACAAAAUUACUUUUACUAAAAUCAAAUCAGCGAUUUUAUUUCCAGACUUGAUCCUGUCAGUUUCUUCAAAAAGAGGAAAAUGAAGAAAAAACAUGUCUUUACUUUUAUAUUUUGCUGAUUUAUUGAACUGAUUUUCACCAAAGUCUCUGUGUGAUCCUUUGAUAGUAG
This is a messenger RNA of Xiphias gladius (swordfish), 2679 nucleotides long. It is a transcript of the gene smim22, whose product is annotated as leucine rich repeat containing 2. The coding region runs from base 160 to 1335 and encodes 391 amino acids. Gene Ontology annotation, molecular function: protein binding. The transcript is spliced from 10 exons. The record is from RefSeq and is a predicted model, not a curated record. NCBI's taxonomy places the organism in Eukaryota, Metazoa, Chordata, Actinopteri, Istiophoriformes, Xiphiidae.